This is a messenger RNA of Drosophila hydei, 1382 nucleotides long. RefSeq names its product enoyl-[acyl-carrier-protein] reductase, mitochondrial. Gene Ontology annotation, cellular component: mitochondrion. NCBI's taxonomy places the organism in Eukaryota, Metazoa, Arthropoda, Insecta, Diptera, Drosophilidae. The record is from RefSeq and is a predicted model, not a curated record. The transcript is spliced from 2 exons. The coding region runs from base 264 to 1337 and encodes 357 amino acids. Gene Ontology annotation, molecular function: trans-2-enoyl-CoA reductase (NADPH) activity. Gene Ontology annotation, biological process: fatty acid metabolic process.
GCUUCAAUUCAUAAAAAAUUAAUAAAAGUUACAAAUAACUGUAAAUUUGUAGUGUUUUUAUGACUUAUACAUUUGUAGUUUUUGUUUAAUAUACUCAUUUUAAUUGAGUUGAAACCCGCAGUGUCGAUAAAUCAACAUUUUAUCAACAAUAUAUUAAUGCUGUCUAGUGGAAACGCCGCAACGAAACUGACAAACAAAACAAAAACAUUUUUAGUUGUUUAUUGAGCUUAGAAAAACUACAGAAAAUACUUUAAAAAGAAGCCAUGUUGCGUAGAACUCUGCCCUCCUACACAAGACCUUCUCUGCUAUGCCGACAUAUGUCUGUAGUGGCCAAAUCACUAAAGUAUACACAGCACGGCGAGCCGCAGGAUGUGCUACAGCUGGUUGAGGAUAAGCUGGCCGAUCCCAAGAACAAGCAAGUACUGGUAAAAAUUCUGGCCGCACCAAUUAAUCCCGCUGACAUCAAUACUAUACAGGGCAAAUAUCCCGUGAAGCCAAAGUUUCCAGCUAUUGCCGGCAAUGAGUUUGUGGGCGAGGUUGUUUGUGUGGGCGAUCAGGUGAAGAGCUUGCAGCCAGGCACGCAUGUGGUGCCGCUAGCUUCUGGCCUGGGAACCUGGACCACGCACGGUGUCUUCAAUGAGGAGCAUUUACUUGGCAUUUCAAAUAAAGUGGGCCUGGCGGAGGCGGCGACCAUAACUGUGAAUCCCUGCACCGCCUAUCGCAUGCUCAAGGACUUUGUGAAACUAUCGCCUGGUGAUACGAUCAUACAGAAUGGCGCCAACAGCGGCGUGGGCCAAGCCGUGCAUCAGCUCUGCCGCGCAUGGGGCAUCAAGAGCGUGGGCAUUGUGCGCAAUCGCCCAGAGAUUGCAGAACUAAAGAAGAUGUUGCAGAGCCUGGGAGCCACCGCUGUGUUGACUGAGGAGGAGAUGCGCACCAGCGACAUAUUCAAGUCAGGCAAACUAAAGCGUCCCCAGCUUGCCCUCAACUGUGUGGGCGGCAAGAGUGCAACCGAGGUGUCGCGUCAUCUGAACGAUCGCGGUGUUAUGGUCACCUAUGGCGGCAUGUCUCGGGAGCCGGUGACCGUUGCCACGGGACCUCUUAUCUUUAAGGACAUUGCAUUCCGUGGCUUCUGGAUGACGCGCUGGGCCAAGGAGAACUUCAACGCAGCGGAGCGUAAGCAAAUGUUUCAGGAACUCUGCCAGCUGAUAGAACAGGGCAAGUUCGUAGCGCCCACGCAUGAGAUGGUUCCGUUGUCCAAGUUUAAGGAUGCAGCGGCUGCAGCGCUGAACUUUAAGGGUUUCACUGGCAAGAAAUUCAUAUUGGACAUGAGCUGUUAAAUGUUAAAUUUUUAGUUGCCGAUGACCAACUAUGAUUGCUUUUAU